Molecule: messenger RNA, 1684 nt
Organism: Ceratosolen solmsi marchali
Lineage: Eukaryota; Metazoa; Arthropoda; Insecta; Hymenoptera; Agaonidae
Product: myrosinase 1
Exons: 8
Coding region: 71-1621 (516 amino acids)
Biological process (GO): carbohydrate metabolic process
Molecular function (GO): beta-glucosidase activity
Source: RefSeq, a predicted model, not a curated record
CUAUAUAUCUAUUAGGUUAAAGCCAAAAUAAAUUGUAAACAAAUUCAUAGUGAUAUCUUCAAAUGUCAGGAUGUUUAAUAUUCUUCAAAACCAUAUCAAAUCGUUAGUUCUACUUUCCAUUGCUACUACAGUUAUUGUAAUACUUGUUGUUUAUAUAAUAUUAUCACGUAACGUCGAGACGAAUAAUUCUGAUUUGGAUUUCCCUGAUGGAUUUCUUAUAGGAGCUGGAUCUUCUGCUUUUCAAAUAGAAGGAGCUUGGAAUACCAGUGGAAAAAGUGCAAGUGAAAUGGAUAACCUGUUGCACCAGAAGAACUCAAUCUUUCCAAAUAUUCUAGAUAUUAGUAGUGAUUCUUACCAUCAUUAUUUGGAGGAUGUAAAAGCAUUAAAAUUUAUGGGAAUGAAUGCGUACCGAUUCUCAUUGAGCUGGUCGCGUUUACUUCCAACCGGAUAUGCUAAUAUUGUAAAUCCGGAUGGUGUUCGAUAUUAUCAUUCGCUCUUAGAUGAGCUUGAAAAAAAUCAAAUUCAACCGAUAGUUACAAUUUAUCACUUUGAUCAUCCUUAUUCGUUGGAGAAAUUUGGUGCAUGGACUAAUGAGAAAAUAGUAGAAAUCUUUGCCGAUUACGCGAGAUUUGUAUUUAAAGAGUUUGGUCACCGAGUAAAAAUAUUCUCAACAAUUAAUGAGCCGCGAAUUGUGAGUAUGUUGUACGCUUCCAAUUGGCUGAAAAGUGUGGAUAAGAGAAAUCAUUCGGCUGGUUAUUUGUGUGGGCAUAAUCUUUUAAAAGCGCAUGCUAGAGCUUUUCAUAUUUACGAUGAAGAAUUUCGACCCAAAUAUAAUGGACUUAUUGGGAUAGUUUUGAAUUGUGACUCUAGUUAUACAAUGAAUCCUAACGAUCAUGAAUUAAAUAAUAUAAUGUUUGACUAUAAUUGCGGCUGGUUUGCCAAUCCAAUUUUCUCAAGCACGGGAGAUUAUCCAGAAACUCUAAAGAAACGAGUUGCGGAAAACAGCAAAUUUGAAGGUUUAAGUGAAUCAAGAUUACCAAUUUUCACUGAUGCGUGGAAUGAUUACAUAAGAGGCUCGUCAGAUUAUUUCGGAUUAAAUCAUUAUAAUACGUAUCUUGUCUCACGAUCACCAAAAAUGAACGAAACUAUUUGGCAAGAUGAUAUUGGAAUUAUGAUAACUUAUGAUCCAAGAACUUUUGCAAAAUAUCCACAAAAUUAUACCGUAAGUUAUAUGAGACCGUAUGGUAUAAGAGAGGUAUUGGUAAAAAUAAAAGAUAAUUACAAUAAUCCUCUAGUCCUUAUAACAGAAAGUGGCGUACCAAGUAUGGAUGAUUUACAUGAUUAUUCUAGAAUUAAAUACCUCUACGUAUUUAUGGAACAAGUAUUAUAUGCCAUAAAAAAAGAUAAGUGCAACGUUAAAUCAUACAUUAUUUGGAGUUUAAUUGACGGCUAUGAAUUUUUUUCCAAUUACGUUUAUGGAUUUGGUUUGAUACGCGUUGAUUUCAACGAUCCAAAUCGACGGAGAACUCCUAAGGCAUCGGCUAUGUGGCUGAAAAACGUAAUCGCAAAGAAACGUCUGUACUUCGAUGUUAAUGAACAGUUCGAAAAUGUGAAUUUCUAGAAAAUUAAUGAUAUCUCUCGAUCGAAUUCUUUUCAUUUUUGUUUUGUAUAAGAUUUUUUAUGC